Messenger RNA from Besnoitia besnoiti, 1044 nucleotides. RefSeq names its product putative transporter/permease protein. Gene Ontology annotation, biological process: transmembrane transport. The coding region runs from base 1 to 1044 and encodes 347 amino acids. The transcript is spliced from 8 exons. Lineage: Eukaryota; Apicomplexa; Conoidasida; Eucoccidiorida; Sarcocystidae. Gene Ontology annotation, cellular component: membrane. The record is from RefSeq and is a predicted model, not a curated record.
AUGGGACAGGCUGCGGGCACUUUUGGCGGGUUCCUGACGAGACAGCAUGUGAUCCAAGCUGCCACUGUCCUGCUCUUCCUGGCAGCAUACUGCGUGCAGCCCCUCUUGGUAGACAUCAUCAAGCACAAUGGAGGGGCUCACUCGAGCACAUUCUCCAUUCUGCUUCCGCAUUACUAUUCUAUGAUCAUGGUCGGCACGUUGCCCACCAAGCAGAAGCUAUCCGAAUGCGAUUGGCGAAAGGGCAUGCUUGUGUCGUCACUCGACAUUGUGAACCAACUGCUUAAGAAAGCUGGCCUCCUCUACGCUGGAGCUGCGGUGUACAUUGUGGUCGACAGUUCGUCAAUGGUUUGGACUGCAGUCUGGUCUGUGCUACUUCUUCGCCGAAAACUGGAACUAAUUCAGUGGAUCGCGAUUUCGCUGAUCACGCUGGGUAUCUCUUUGAAGGCGUGCCAGCUGAACUUCACUUUCCGCGAUGAGGAAUUUUUCGGCGUCAUCCUCAUUCUGCUCGCGUCGGUCUUGAUGGGCCUGACUUUCGUCCUGAACGAGAAGUUCAUGCGCGGCGAUAAAAAAAUCGAAGGCCCGAACCUCGUGUGCAUGAUGGGGGUGUGCUGCGCUAUCCCCGUCACGCUGUGGACCAUCUUUUGGACUCUCCCGAGGUUCACCGAACUCGUCGUCGAGCCUAUCCUUGAGAAAUCCGGCUCUUACAGGACAGUUGGUCACUGCUUUUUCUGGCUGUUCGUCUCCGGCUGGAUGCAUUCCGGCACCCUGUGGUACCUUAUGACUCACUUCGGAGCCGUCUCGACAGGAAUUCUCAAGGGACUGAAGGUCGCCCUGGUAUUUCUGAUAUCCCACUGGCUCUUCUGUGACAUCCAGCCAAAUCAGUGCCUCAACGUGUGGACGGGGACUUCCGCCCUAAUCUGUGUUGUCGGCGUCGUGCUCUACUCGUUUGCGCCGCUAGCGCUCCCUGCCGCGUCCAAGGAGCCUUCAGGGCCUCUGCUCGCCUCGAAAGCCGAGGUUUCGUCUAUAGUACGUCUUUCGGAGUAG